Pocillopora meandrina is the source of this 3466-nucleotide messenger RNA. NCBI's taxonomy places the organism in Eukaryota, Metazoa, Cnidaria, Anthozoa, Scleractinia, Pocilloporidae. The record is from the annotation of a GenBank genome assembly.
GUAUAUCAACUCCAGGAUAAUGGCCGUUACUAUGGACCCCAAGCCAGAGACAUUGCGAGAAAAUGUCAUCCUAAAGUUCAAAAACCUAAAGAUAACAUGAAAAUUAGUUGUUAUAAGUUGUUUUGAUUUAUUCUGACAAGAUAAAAUCCAUUUUCAGGUCUUGACUGUGGAGAAGCGCUGUAUGUUUUGGAGUGGCCUCAACAAAAGGUAAAAACUACAAUAUGUUAUUGUAUUGUAUUUAUUCCUUCUUAAUUUAAAUUAAGUAUGGGGGAGAGUGAAUGAACUUUCUCAGAUGUUUUCACGCAGAUGAUCACUUUCCCGGAAGCCAACAUGUUGUCGUUUUUUAGAGAGGGGAUGUCUGAUUGAAAUGUUCUCGUAGCUAUGACUACAAUGGAAGAAAAUCUUAGCGCAAAAUUGUCAAUCACCUCUUCACCAAACUAUGAAAAUUUUUUAACUUUACUUUUUUUUCAUGUCCGACAGCUUUUCAGAGGAAGGAUGCCAUGUAGUUACAUCAAAAAGCAACUCAGACGAAACAAUCUGCAGCUGCAAUCAUUUGACGCAUUUUGCCGUCUUAAUGGACUACGACGGUAGCAAAAAGGUAACAAAAUUUUUUUUGCCUUACUCAAUAAUUUUAUGGGCUCAAUGAACUAACUUAAUAUUGCCAUUAAAUUUUUCUUUUUUUGACACAGCUCACCGAGGAGGACGAAACAAUUCUGAAAGUUAUCACCUACGCGGGACUGAGCCUUUCUAUCGUCGGGAUACUUUUAACAUUAAUACUUUAUUCUUUGCUCACGUAAGUAAUGUACCUGAAUAAUAAUGAGGUAGAUUCUUAACUCUCCUUAACACGGCUGGAGAGAAGAGAGAUCUCAAUGCAACUCUCCACGCAAACAAGAACAUGCAUGUUGGAUAAUUUACCAAUUCAAGCUACAUUUCAUGCCCCAUCACGAACGUUUGACCAAAUCAUGUCUUCAGUAUGUUGCUGUUAUUGUCGUUUUUGCUUUUGUCUUAUUCGUUAUUUUCUUUUUUUUUUACUAUUAUUUCAUCAGAGAUCUUUGUCAACCUCUCUCUUAAAUUCGACUGAGUGUUUCUGCGUCCCUUGGAGCUGGACAGAUCAUCUUCCUCGCCGGAAGGCCUCACCAGUGGCCUCUCCUUCUGUCUAUAGAAUGAGUUUACUCUUUGCACCGUUAAGAAGUAUACGAAAACUCUUUCUUUUCACAGGCUGCCUGUGUUACAGUAGCAGCUCUGAUGCAGUAUUUCUUGAUGGCUGCUUUCUGUUGGAUGCUGAUCGAGGGAAUUUAUCUCUACCUCUUCGUCGUGAAAGUUUACAACAUCAACACCAAGAUGUACAUGUAUCAUGUCAUCUCAUGGAGUAAUUUUUUUUACUUUAAAACAUGCACUUGUAACUAUCACCAUGCUUUCGGAUCGCCAAAUCUAGUGUUGUCAUGCAGUAAGGUGUUUCGAUUUCGUUCCUUUCUAUAUGGGUAGGUCUUCCACUGAUCAUGGUGGCCAUUUCACUCGGCAUCGCUGCUGGAAAAGAAGGGUUACAAAGCUAUACGAGUAAUAAACAGUAAGAAAAAAAUUUAACGGUUUCUUCUUGCUCUUCUCCUUUUAAUUCGUUUCUAUUCAUUAUUUUUUUGUUUGUUUUUGCAUAUAGUUUGAAAUCGGUAUCAUUUCAUUUGCUGAGGAUUUGUGUGAUUUUCUUGUGUUUCAUUUCUUCGAGUUUAGUUGCUGGCUUUCCUCGACUAACAACCUGAUCUGGAUAUUCGUCUCCUCUGUGGCUUUCAUUGAAGUUGUGAGUUUAUGAUUAGUGUUGGUGAUUGUGAUUGGUAUACCUGGACUACUUGCUGCUAAACAUUUUUUUCUCUGCUCUUCAAAAAGCGAAUUAAAUAUUAAUGAUAUGACCCCACGCAAUAUUUACCAUUUUCCUUUUCCUAUUUACUCACAACAAACUUUGGACGUAGCUGCUGUUUAUGAGAAUGCUGGUCAAUUUUAAUUUAAUGAUGGCCGCUUUCAAUAGCGAGUGAAAUCUGUUGAGACAAUGUCUUCACAGGCAAAAGAUAGCUUCAUAAAUUCUCCAUCUUUUACUACAUCGUAUGAGAAAAAAGAUUCUUGCCCUUCCUUGUUGAUGUUCUCUCACUGUUUCACAUUGAUAUACCAAGAAAUUUUUUUCGUGCAAAAAUAACUCUUAAAACCUUGAACAAGAUGAAAGAAGCAGGAGGAGUAGGAGAUAUCAAAUUUAUGUCAUUUAACAUAAGGAUUCACUUUGCAUGGGUCAUUCAGUUUAGACACUUUAGUUCGCGAUUUCUUUGCUCAUUGUCUGAUAAUCGAAGCUCAUAAUCUAGGUCCCCCGGUUGAGAGUUCUAUUCCCUGUAAAUGACUCUUUAUCCUAAGCUUGUUACCAAACUAGUAACGUCUCUGUAAAGGAUCCUCUCCUGCUUUGUCUAUUCGAUAACCAUAUCUAAAUAAUCAAUUUAUUUUUAUUGUAUUCUUCAGCUCAAUAUCUUGAUACUCGUACGAGUCAUAAAGGAGAUGACCAAUUUGUUGCAGCCAGCAAGGGAAGAAGACUAUUCUCAGCAAAUACGGUACGUUUCACAUCAUAAAAAUAUAACAAAAUAGUGGAAGAGGUUGCUAUGUCUUCCUGUGAGGCUCUAUUCGCCCAACUUCUUCAUUCCCUAAUCAGUAAAGCCUUACGAUAUCUAAAACUGAAAAAUCCUUGUCAAAGGAAAAUAAAGCAAUAUUCUCUUUUGAUAAAGCAAUGUUCUCGUUCUCUCAUACGUGGUGAUGAUUCCCCUGCUGGGUGUCACGUGGCUAUUCGGUCUCUUCUCGCCUGUACAUAAAGGUUUCGUUUACAUCUUCACCAUACUUAACUCUGCUCAGGUCAGUGUUCGAUGGUAACAUUCAAAAUCAUUCAAUCUCUAUCAUUAUUUUAUUUUCUAACCAAGUGAGACAUCGUUACAAUUUUCACAUGAUAUUUUUUUGGAAUUUUGAAAACAAAAAGCUAUUAACUAGGCAAGAUAAGACAGACCUCUUUUGAAUUAUGAGAUAUGCAAUUUUCCUUCUUUCUUGGAAAUCUUAAUAGAUAUUUGACUAGUUUGUUUGCAUAUUGUAAAAAGUAAUGAUCCUAAUAUCACGUUUCUGCUGCAGGGUUUCCUGAUUUUUGCUCUGCAGUGCAUGCGAAACACUCAGGUAAGAAAAAACAUCAAACCGAUUAUUAACUCCAUAUCAUCAGUCUUUAGUGUUUCGAUAGAUAUCCGAGUACUAGUGUUAAGAACCAUAUUUCAUGUUGUUCGUCUAUCUGCAGAUCAGAGAGUGAUUCAAAAGAAAGAUGAAUGUUGUUUUUCCAUCUUCUUUAAAGAACAACUCCAUAAGGAAGAGCUCACAGGUCAAUCCAAGUGGGGUCGGCGAUGUAUGGGCAGUUGAAUUGCAGUCUUGUGCUGCAUUUGAAUCCAAUUCGCACUUAACUUAA